UUUCAUAUGUGGCUACAAAAUAUUUAUUCACUAUAUGUUACAUUUAGUCACUACCAAGAUAGCAACGCAAUAAAGGUGAAUUCACAAUUUUUUUUUUUUUUGGUUAAUUUUCUUCAAGUGUUUUGUUCAUUUGCAAAUAAUUUAUUUGGAUCAUUCUAAGUUUAUAAUUUGAUUUGUCUAUUUUACUUGAAUCAUACUAGGAUUCAUCUAUAAAGCAAAAGGCCUAUGGACCCAUAUCUUCAGUUUCGCUCAGGCAAUGUUGGUGAGUUUAGUGAGUCAGCUCCAUCUGAGAUACAGCCAAAUUCUAGUCAACCUAAUGAUAAUGCAGAUGGUGCUAGUGGACAAAAGAAAGCUAGAGGUCCCACGCAAAUGCGUAAGAUUUGGGGUACUCGUGAUGAUGAGCGCCUAACAGUCAAUUGGAACAAACUUGGCCAACCUGAUGACAAAUUGGCAACAAAGUUAUCAGCAUUCAUUGGAACUAUUGUGCGUGAUGGGAAAAAUGCACCACUCACUUACAAGAAUUGGCACAAAGUCCCAGAACAUUACAAAGAUCACAUAUGGGCACUUGUACAGGUAAAUGACACAAUAUUGUGCGAAAGAUGAUCCCAUGUGAAAAAUAGUAAACAUGAGUAAUGUGAU
This is a messenger RNA of Camellia sinensis, 639 nucleotides long. Lineage: Eukaryota; Viridiplantae; Streptophyta; Magnoliopsida; Ericales; Theaceae. The record is from RefSeq and is a predicted model, not a curated record.